GUAAGUCGAAAGAAAGGGUCAUGAAGGAAGGACAGCAUUGGAGAAACAUGUGGCCUUCUUCGACAGGAACGGAGACGGCGUCGUAUAUCCGUGGGAAACCUACCAAGGAUUUAGAGCGCUUGGGACAGGGCGUCUCACGUCGGCUAUUGUUGCUAUCUUCGUCAACAUGGGACUCAGCGGGAAAACUCGUCCGGGAAAGGGAUUCUCGCCGUUGUUUCCAAUAGAAGUGAAGAAUAGUCGUUUUGGCAUUCAUGGUAGUGAUACCAACGUCUACGACAAGGAUGGAAGAUUUGUGGAAUCAAAAUUCGAGGAGAUAUUCAAGAAGCAUGCUCGUAAACAUAAAGAUGCUCUCACUUCAAAGGAAAUUAAACAAUUGCUUAAGACGAACAGAGAACCUAACGACUUGAAUGGAUGGGUUUCAGCUCUUUUGGAAUGGAAACUAUUACAUAACUUGGCCAAAGACAAAAAUGGGUUGUUGACGAAAGAUGCAGUAAGAGGCGUCUACGAUGGCAGCCUUUUCACACAACUGGAGAAACAAAGAUCAUCAUCUUCUUCUCGUGGCAAGAAACAAAAGCUACCUUAAAAUGUUUACAACCAUUUCAUUAUUUAUGUUUAUGUGAAUCUUCUUACAUUACUAUUAUAUACUU
Messenger RNA from Camelina sativa (false flax), 647 nucleotides. RefSeq names its product putative peroxygenase 7. NCBI's taxonomy places the organism in Eukaryota, Viridiplantae, Streptophyta, Magnoliopsida, Brassicales, Brassicaceae. Gene Ontology annotation, molecular function: monooxygenase activity; calcium ion binding. The record is from RefSeq and is a predicted model, not a curated record.